GACAUGGGGAUGAAGGGCGCGCUCUUCCGGAACGCCUCGCUGGACCGCGCCGCAAUCGUCGACGCGCAUGCAGAUGCAGAUGCAGACGCAGAUGAAGACGCAGAUGAAGACGCAGAUGCAGACGCAGAUGCAGACGCAGAUGAAGACGCAGAUGAAGAUGCAGAUGCAGAUGCAGAUGCAGAUGCAGAUGCAGACGCAGAUGCAGAAGUGAACCUGAACGGGCCGUGCGACAUGUCUGGCAUCUUCAUCGCCAACUCGACCUUCCGCGCGGCCUUCUUCCCGGGGGGCGCGGUCUUCCAAGACGCUUACGCCGUCGGGUCUGACUUCUCGAAGGCGCACCUCGUGCUCGCCGAAUUUCAGAACGCGAAUCUAUCCGGCACGUCCUUCCGCGGCGCGGAAAUCACCGAUUCCAUCUUCGACGGCGCGAACAUCGAUCAAGCCGACUUUCGCGGUGUCGUGGGCUUUGAGAAGGCGUCCUUCCACAUGGUGCAAGGCGUCCCCGUCACGGAUUUUCCGAUUGCCGGUUAGACGUCCGGUUUUCCGGUCUCCCCACUGUCUCCCCACUGUCUCCCGCCCCCCGGGUGGACGGGCCAAUAACACACCCAGCAAGACCCAGUGGUGUUUGAGAACUGGAGAACGCUCUACACCGUGCGUUCUAUCUCUA
Emiliania huxleyi CCMP1516 is the source of this 664-nucleotide messenger RNA. RefSeq lists its product as hypothetical. The coding region runs from base 4 to 528 and encodes 174 amino acids. The record is from RefSeq and is a predicted model, not a curated record. NCBI's taxonomy places the organism in Eukaryota, Haptophyta, Isochrysidales, Noelaerhabdaceae. The transcript is spliced from 4 exons.